Messenger RNA from Alternaria alternata, 845 nucleotides. RefSeq lists its product as hypothetical. The transcript has a single exon. The record is from RefSeq and is a predicted model, not a curated record. NCBI's taxonomy places the organism in Eukaryota, Fungi, Ascomycota, Dothideomycetes, Pleosporales, Pleosporaceae. Bases 177 to 695 code for a protein of 172 amino acids.
CAAAGAUUGUUGGUCGUCAAGAGCAUAUUUGGAUAAUGUCUAAGGCCACAGUACAUGUAAGAUGAGUGAUGACCAAACUGUCGGCAUGGAAGCACUGGUUGCCCUGAUGCCUCAAAACCGACGCGUUCGAUUUGACUUUAAUUCUUGCGCCUGAGGCGGUAAGCUGUGCCCAGCAAAUGCGCUUGAUCACGAUUGGUUUGGCUUCAGAUGUAUGUCCACGUAUCUGCAUAGCCUGCAGGCUGUGCAACUCAGUUUCACAUAUGAUGUCGUCGUUGCCACGCCCCUCAUUUUUCAUCACAAUCUCUUGCGGUUCAGAGUCAGCGUAUACGGCACCACUCUACUACUCAUGCGCCAUGGGUUGGAUGCUCGCCAAUAAAAAGGCAGAAGUGUGUUGCUCGAUAUGCGACUGCCUCGGCUUCUUUCACACGCGCGGCUCUAAUAAGCUUCAGCGUCCUAGCCUUACUGUUCUGCCAAAUCGCUCUUUCGAUGAGUUUAGCAGAUCGGCCAAGCAAGGAUGUUGCUUCUGCGAUGUUGUUCAGCAAAGCUUUCAGCUAUUGCAAGAUGUGCCAGUAGAGAUGCGGGUCGAACUUUUACUCUACGGACAGUCACCAGCUGAGUUACAUGCGUCACUCAACAAAGAUAUUCACGAAGUGGUGGAAAUUUAUUCAUGCUCAAGUAAGCUUGCUCUAUUGUGAAGCCCUUCUGCAUGGGUAGCUCUGGCUAAGAAUCGCCAUGUAGCAAACACAAGGCAGAACCCUAUUGUGGGAAACGACGUUGCCAAAGUGUCGAGCUUGAAUGCGUCAGUGCAGUUCUUGAGGGAGAAUUUCUACAGUUGCAGAACUGAG